Chaetomium fimeti is the source of this 1433-nucleotide messenger RNA. RefSeq lists its product as uncharacterized. Gene Ontology annotation, molecular function: identical protein binding; glucosamine-6-phosphate deaminase activity. The record is from RefSeq and is a predicted model, not a curated record. Gene Ontology annotation, cellular component: cytoplasm. Gene Ontology annotation, biological process: N-acetylglucosamine catabolic process; carbohydrate metabolic process; N-acetylneuraminate catabolic process. Lineage: Eukaryota; Fungi; Ascomycota; Sordariomycetes; Sordariales; Chaetomiaceae. Bases 161 to 1372 code for a protein of 403 amino acids. The transcript is spliced from 4 exons.
AGUGGACGACGAGUCCCAUUCUUAUUGCCCUCCUUGCCUGAUAUCCCGCCCUCAGCUCUCUCCCUAGACUUUCCCACACCACGGAAGCCCUGGUCACUGAAACCCCUCUACUCCCUAAGCUUCACUUGAUCUAGGAUCAUAGCCUCUUCCUGAAGUCAAGAUGAGAUUCUUCAUCAGAAACGACGCGGCAGCUGCCAGCGACCACGUCGCCUCUUACAUCGUCGACCGUAUCAACCACUUUGCCCCUACGCCAGCUCACCCCUUUGUGCUCGGCCUCCCCACAGGGAGCACACCACUAGGCGUUUACAAGUCUCUUGUCGAGACAUACAAAGCUGGCGAGGUGUCCUUCGAAAAUGUUGUCACCUUCAACAUGGACGAGUACAUUGGCAUCCCCAGGGACCACCCUGAGAGCUACCACUCCUUCAUGUGGAAACACUUCUUUGCACACGUCAACAUCCACCCCACCAAUGUGCACAUCCUCGAUGGAAACGCCCCAAAUCUAGAGGCGGAGUGUGUCGAGUACGAGGCAAAAAUACAAGCCGCUGGUGGUAUCGACCUGUUCCUAGCUGGCAUGGGCGAGGAUGGACACAUCGCCUUCAAUGAGCCUGGUUCCAGCCUAGCCUCCCGCACUCGCGUUAAGACGCUCGCAUAUGGUACCAUCCUGGCCAACAGCCGCUUCUUUGGCAACGAUUUGGACAAGGUGCCGAAGAUGGCCUUGACGGUGGGCGUCCAAACAGUCCUAGAGGCUCGCGAGGUCGUCGUUCUCGCCCUCGGUGCCCGCAAGGCCCUUGCCCUGCAACGGUGUGUUGAGCAAGGGGUCAACCACAUGUGGACAUUGUCGGCUCUGCAUUUGCACCCUCACUCCAUGAUCGUCUGUGAUGAGGAUGCGACGCUCGAGCUACAGGUCAAGACUGUCAAGUACUUCAAGGACAUUGAACAAGUCGCUCGCACCCAAGGCUUCCAGCAGAUCCUCCCCUCCGAAGUCCGCACCGGGCCCGCGCCGGUACCAACAACCAUCGUAACGGACGAGUUCCCGGCGCCGACCAUCCACUCCCCACAGCCCACAACCUCACGUCUCCUCCGCGCCACUCCGGCAACAGAGUACCCGCUGCGCUCACGCUCAUCCUCUCCUGACUUCAGCGCGCGUCACCUGCUCGCCACGCCCGAAACUGAGUACACCCAGGAUACCGAGUACACUCUAGACUCGCGGUCUGGGACUCCCGACUUCAUGCCUGACAGCAUGGCGUCGCGCAUCGGAGACCCGUCGCUUCUGAGGCGAACCACACCCAACCCGGAGCAGCGCCAACCGCGCCAACGAUCCAAGUCGCCUGCCCUGGUUUCGGCAAGUAGGCUCAAUGGUAUCAAGGUUUGAUACCAUGUGAUCUCAGCCGGGAUAUAUAUUUUGGGUUAUCUAUUGAAGGAAGGGGAUGCAU